Cottoperca gobio is the source of this 1096-nucleotide messenger RNA. Its product is annotated as low choriolytic enzyme-like. Gene Ontology annotation, molecular function: zinc ion binding; metalloendopeptidase activity. The record is from RefSeq and is a predicted model, not a curated record. NCBI's taxonomy places the organism in Eukaryota, Metazoa, Chordata, Actinopteri, Perciformes, Bovichtidae. Gene Ontology annotation, biological process: proteolysis. The transcript has 10 exons. The coding region runs from base 16 to 894 and encodes 292 amino acids.
UGCUGCUGUCCAACCAUGAUCCUCCAGGUGGCUGCGCUCAGCGUCCUCUUCUGCUCCAUCCACAGCUCCCCUAUACAGGCUUCUUUUGAAAAGAUUGAGGAGUCCUCUGGCAACACCAUUGACGAUGAUUCUUUAACUGUCUCCGCGCUGAUCGAGAAGGCCAAUGCUAAUCUGGGAAAGAACUUUGACGAGCCUCUGGUGAUGUUUGGAGACAUCAUCGUGCCAACAGGUUUAGGGAACGCUGAUCCCUGCACAGCACGCGGCUGCCUGUGGCCUAAAGCCACCGAUGGGAACGUUUACGUACCCUUCUGCAUCUCCAACCAGUUCUCACAAAACCAGAGAAAUACCAUUAUCCGGGGCCUGGACUCAUUUGCUCAGUCCACCUGCAUCCGCUUCUUCCCCCGUGACAACCAGAGGGAUUUUGUCGACGUCCAGUCUCUCUCAGGGUGUUUCUCAUAUGUUGGGCGUAUUGGAAAAGGCCAGGUAGUGUCUUUGAAUAACCGGGGUUGUGUUGUCCAGAGGGUCAUCCAACACGAGAUGCUCCACGCCCUGGGCUUCGACCAUGAGCAGACCCGGUCUGACAGGGACCAGAAUGUUCGCAUCGUGAUGGAAAACAUCAUACCUGGAAGGGAGUCCAAUUUCAGGAAGAUCAACACAAGGAACCUUGGCACUCCCUAUGACUACAACUCUGUCAUGCACUAUGAUAGGCUUGCCUUCUCCAGGAACGGGUUGCCAACCAUCAUUCCCAUCCCCGACGAAAAUGCAUCCAUCGGCGAAGCCUCCCAGAUGAGUACUAUUGACAUCCUCCGGGUGAACCGCCUUUAUGACUGCAAUUCGACUGCUUCCAGAGCUAACCUGAAACCAGUGCAAAGAAAAUAUUUCCCCCAGAAAUGAACUCAAGAGGAAAUGAAGCAAAUCUAUGCAACGUUUUAUCUGCAAGCAAAACCAGAAAAGCGUCUUAUGUUUAAUGAAUGUGUUUUAAUUCAGAGUUUGAUUAAAUUAGCUUGUGUACUUUCCUAAUGACCAAUGAAAAGUGAAAACAAUUGCUUGUGAUCUUGAUUGAAUACAAAUAAUUAAUAAAAAUCUUUCUUCAAAA